AAACCUUCACAAACUCCGACGUACUAUUCAUUCAAUCAAGUUUUGUUGCAAAACCAGAUUUGUUCAUGGAGUAGAUGCAUAGAUUUGACUAGAAUCGAAGAAAAAAGAGAGGAAAAUCCAAGAUUUUUUUCAUCAUAGAAAGCAAAAAAAGAUGGGUUCAUCAAACACAGUGAGAAAGCUACAAGUGGUUUCACCAGUACCAGCAGACAUAGACAUUGCGAACUCUGUUCAACCUCUCCACAUCUCCGAGAUUGCCCAAGAACUCAAUCUCAGCCCCAACCACUACGACCUUUAUGGCAAAUACAAAGCCAAGGUGCUGUUAUCAGUGCUUGAUGAAGUCAAAGGAGGUGGAGAUGGGUAUUAUGUGGUGGUUGGAGGAAUUACUCCAACACCUCUCGGAGAAGGCAAGUCCACAACUACUGUUGGUCUCUGUCAGGCUUUGGGAGCUUUUCUUGAUAAAAAGGUUGUCACUUGCCUUCGCCAACCUUCGCAAGGACCAACUUUUGGAAUCAAAGGUGGUGCAGCUGGUGGUGGUUACAGCCAAGUGAUCCCAAUGGAUGAGUUCAAUCUUCAUCUGACUGGUGAUAUCCAUGCCAUUACUGCUGCAAACAAUCUUCUAGCUGCUGCAAUAGAUACACGAGUUUUCCAUGAAUCAACCCAAAGUGAUAAGGCUCUUCUCAACCGGUUAUGCCCUCCAAACAAAGACGGCAAACGGAGCUUUAAUGACAUCAUGUUUAGGCGCCUCAAAAAGCUUGGUAUUUCUAAGACCAAGCCCGAGGAUCUUACCCCACAAGAAGUCAAGAAGUUUGCUAGGCUUGAUAUAGAUUCUGAUUCCAUCACGUGGAGGAGAGUUAUGGAUGUUAAUGACCGGUUCUUGAGGAAGAUAACCAUCGGUCAAGGCCCUGAAGAAAAAGGGAUGGUGAGAGAAACUGGAUUUGAUAUCUCAGUUGCUAGUGAGAUAAUGGCAGUUUUGGCCCUUACAACUUCUCUAGCUGAUAUGAGAGAGAGACUAGGGAAUAUGGUGAUUGGAAAUAGCAAGGCUGGUGAGCCUAUUACUGCAGAUGAUCUUGGAGUCGGAGGUGCUUUGACCGUGCUCAUGAAAGACGCUAUUAACCCCACUUUGAUGCAGACUCUUGAGGGAACCCCAGUUCUUGUCCAUGCAGGUCCUUUCGCCAAUAUUGCUCAUGGUAAUUCCUCUGUUGUGGCUGACAAGAUUGCGCUAAAGCUGGUGGGACCGGGCGGUUUUGUUGUUACAGAAGCUGGCUUUGGUGCUGAUAUUGGGACUGAGAAGUUUAUGAAUAUAAAGUGUAGAUAUAGCGGCUUGACGCCUCAGUGUGCUGUUAUCGUGGCAACAAUUAGGGCUCUGAAAAUGCAUGGUGGGGGGCCUGAAGUUGUAGCAGGGAAGCCUCUUGACCGUGCCUACUUAACUGAGAAUGUGGCUCUGGUUGAAGCUGGUUGCGUGAAUCUGGCUCGGCACAUUUCUAACACAAAGGCUUAUGGUGUCAGUGUUGUGGUUGCCAUUAACAUGUUCUCUACAGAUUCGCAAGCAGAACUAAAUGCUGUUAGAACAGCAGCAAUUUCUGCUGGGGCCUUUGAUGCUGUAAUUUGUACUCAUCAUGCACACGGUGGAAAAGGAGCGGUGGACCUUGGCAUUGCAGUUCAAAAAGCAUGUGAGAAUGUCUCACAGCCCUUAAAAUUUUUGUACCCUUUGGAUAUUAGCAUCAAAGAGAAAAUAGAGGCAAUAGCAACGUCUUACGGUGCCAGUGGGGUUGAGUACUCAGAGCAGGCUGAGAAACAGAUAGAAAUGUACAGCAAGCAAGGAUUCUCUACUCUGCCGAUCUGUAUGGCAAAAACCCAAUAUUCAUUCUCACACAUUCCUUCCGAAAAAGGAGCACCAAGCGGAUUUGUCUUGCCAAUCAGGGAUGUAAGGGCAAGCAUUGGAGCUGGCUUCAUUUAUCCUUUAGUUGGAACGAUGAGCACAAUGCCUGGGCUUCCUACAAGGCCUUGUUUCUAUGAUAUUGAUAUUGAUACCACCACUGGUAAGGUUAUCGGUCUAUCUUGAAGGUCAUGUAUGAGUCAUUGAAUUGAAGAUGAUAAAUUUUACUGGCAAUUCCUUAAUGGGAAUUUUAUUGGAUGGAGCUGGCUGAUUUAGGUCCUCCUCACCACAGUUAUUGCUUUUGGUGCUACACUUUGCCCAUUGUGUGUUUUGUACAAGUGACAUAACUUGAGAAUAAAGAUAAAAUUCAUGUUCUACCAUUUCUGAUA
Molecule: messenger RNA, 2265 nt
Organism: Camellia sinensis
Lineage: Eukaryota; Viridiplantae; Streptophyta; Magnoliopsida; Ericales; Theaceae
Source: RefSeq, a predicted model, not a curated record